CGUGCGCUGCCACCGAUGGCUUGGCUGUGGCUCCUGGUCCUGCUGGCCCUGGCCGGGCCCGUGGGUGGCACCUGGGACACCUGCGGAGGGACCUGCGGGCUCCGGCCCAUGGCUUCCGACCACAACUCCCUGCUGCCCGACUACGGCCCCGUAGAUACAACCUUCAAUUCCUCCGGCGGUGUCGUGCGUGGCAACGACGUCGCAUCCGGGACCUGGCCCGGCAUCGUCAGCAUCCAGGCCACCUGGGCCAAUGGCACGUGGCACAUGUGUGUGGGGUCCCUCAUCAACCCCAAGUGGGUCCUCACGGUUGCUCACUGCUUUGUCAGGGCCAGGGAUUUCUCCAAAUGGGAAGUGGUGAUUGGGGCCACGGAUCUCAAACAUCCAGGCCCCGGGACGCAGGUGCGGCACAUCCAGAGGCUCCUGGUGCACCAGCACUACGUGCCUGCCACGGCAAAGAACAACAUCGCCCUGCUGGAGCUGGACCGACCUCUGGAGUGCAGCGACUACAUCCAGCUGGGCUGUGUGCCCGAUGCCUCACUGGUAGUGCCAGACCUGAAAACCUGCUACAUCGCGGGCUGGGGUCCCACCACCACCAAAGCUCUCAGACCACGCCUGGUGCUGCAGGAGGCCAAGGUGCGGCUCAUCGAUGUGCAGCUGUGCAACAGCAGCCGGUGGUACGCGGGGGCCGUGCACCCCCACGACCUGUGCGCUGGGUACCCGCGGGGCGGCAUCGACACCUGCCAGGGGGACAGUGGGGGUCCCCUCGUCUGCAAGGACAACAAAGCCGACUACUUCUGGCUGGUGGGAAUGACCAGCUGGGGAAAAGGCUGUGCUGGGGCCAAACGACCCGGGAUCUUCACCUCCAUUCAACACUACCACGACUGGAUCCUGCUCCAGAUGGGAUUGCUCCCACCAGUUACAGCCACUUCAACCCUACGGCCGGACACCACCCUGUCCACCAUCCAGGUGCCAACAGUCCCGGACUCGGACACGUUUACGGUCAUUACAUUCCCCAAACGGACCCUGCGGGAACUCCUUGAGAAGCUGGAGGAGCUCCUGGAGUUCCUAACAGACAAUAUGGAUUAA
Molecule: messenger RNA, 1086 nt
Organism: Myiozetetes cayanensis
Lineage: Eukaryota; Metazoa; Chordata; Aves; Passeriformes; Tyrannidae
Product: acrosin-like
Exons: 5
Coding region: 16-1086 (356 amino acids)
Biological process (GO): proteolysis; acrosome reaction
Molecular function (GO): serine-type endopeptidase activity
Source: RefSeq, a predicted model, not a curated record